Hirsutella rhossiliensis is the source of this 1596-nucleotide messenger RNA. Its product is annotated as nitrate assimilation regulatory protein nirA. Gene Ontology annotation, molecular function: DNA-binding transcription factor activity, RNA polymerase II-specific; zinc ion binding. The record is from RefSeq and is a predicted model, not a curated record. The coding region runs from base 1 to 1596 and encodes 531 amino acids. NCBI's taxonomy places the organism in Eukaryota, Fungi, Ascomycota, Sordariomycetes, Hypocreales, Ophiocordycipitaceae. Gene Ontology annotation, biological process: regulation of DNA-templated transcription. The transcript has 8 exons.
AUGCUGAUACGAAUGGCUUGUCAGAGGUGCCGCAAGAAACGAGCAAAGUGUGAUGAUGGCCAGGCACCGUGCAAAAGAUGCGACGAGGCCGGAGAAGGACGCGUAUACGACCACCCGCGACGCAAGUCCAAAGACGAUCUACGGGCCGAGAUCGAUAGUCUACGGCGGUACAACGAGGAGCAUGACCGACUACUCCGCGCAAUAUGUUCAAUCAACGACGUCGAAGUCAGCAAUGCCUUUAUACAAGACUUGGUCGAGGGGACCAAGUCUCACCAAGCCAUUCUGCAGGAGCUGGCGCACCUGAACGGUGAAAACGGGCGUGGCUCGUCAGAUGGAGGCGACUUCGACACCGGCCCUGGCGGCUCCUGUUCCCCGUCAUUGCCCUUUGACGAUGCAUCACACGCGCAAACCGACAGGUGGACGUGCGCCAGGUGUACGGUGGCUUCGGUUCGGCAGAUCCUCGACGCCCUCCUCACCUGGGACUACCUCCCCUUCUGCCUCAUGUGCAAGGACCCCUUCUUCCGAGACUAUUGCAGCGGCUCGAGCCGGUACUGCUCCUCUGCCCUGGUAAACGCGCUCAUCGCGCUGGCAACCCGGGUGGUCCACGAGAUCAGCGACGAAGCGGAGAGCCCGGGGCCUGGCUUCAAAACCGGCCGCUCGGCCAACCUCCCAGAUAUACAGGCCAUCGGGAUUCUCUCGCUCUACCAGAUUACCUGCGGGCGCGAGGCCGAAGCUCAAGCGCUUGCCGACUCCUUUGCCGCUAGGAUAGUCAAUCUUUGUCCUCAAGAGCCCCUGAUGGGCUCCGAGGCCGAGAAAUAUGCCAAAGUUUGGGCUACUUCCAUACUUCGUCUCACGACGGGCCAAGUCUUCACCAUGUCUACGAGUUGCAAGCUACAAGACGACUCAAUAUUUCUAGACCAAUCCGCCUGCAGUGCCGAGUACCUGUUUGGCGGCCAGUGCGGCAGCGGAACUACACCAGACCCUGCCCUGAAAGCACGCGGCUCGCAACUGCGCAAUCUACAGCUCAUUCCAGCAAGAGUCUUCCAGCUCACGGAAUGGGUGUACAAGCUCCUCUCAUCAGCAACCCAUACCCCAAACGGACGAUUCGACACAGCCGAGGUCAUGGCAGUGUAUACCGAGUGUCUCGAUUGGUACGAAGGAUUCUUCUCCCUACCCAAAACCGGCGGCAGUGACACCCCCUUUGUACUCUUUAUCCACAUGUACUAUCAGUUCUGCCUACUAUGCCUGUUCCGCCCUCUCGCCAACCUUGUCCUGGCUGAUUCCGACGUCCGACCCCGCGAAAUCUGUCUCCAGGCUGCGGACUCUAUCCUCACCCUGUCGCAGCCCUACAGCAGGCUCUUCACCCUUAGACGCGUCUCCCCAUUCGUCCCCUAUUUUUUGUCCUUGGCGACCAUCUCGGAUGUUUCAAGCGUGGACGGGUUUAGCACCUAUCAAGACGUGUCCCCCUCCCCGACUGCCGCCAAAGUGCCCAUAAUGGCCCACGCGAGCCAAUUGCUGGCAGAGAUGAGCUCCAACCGUCGAAUGGCCUCAUCCAUAGAGAAGAUGCUUCGAGGAUAUCUUACCGAGUUAUGGUGA